CUAUGGGGAGUACCCUGCGGCUUUUGCAGCUUGUUUUGAAAAUCAAGAAAUGUAUGAUAUUCUUGUUCGCCAUGGRGCUGAUCCCAACAGACAAGACACGUUUGGCAACACUGUGCUUCACCUUUGUGUGAUAUAUAACAGACUGGAUAUGUACAGACACGUUUUACGUAGAAAGCAUAAAACGCAAGCCGAUCCAUGGAAAGUGAAUCACGCUGGAAUGACGCCCAUAGCAMUGGCUGCUAAAUUAGGSAKGAAAGAUAUGUUUGAAAUGAUGCUGGAUAUAACAAGCCAGGAAUUCUGGUCUUUUGGAUAUAUGAAUUGCUCGGCCUACUCUCUCGAGGGACUAGACUCUAUCGAUAAAAAUGGAAAAUCGAACUCUAAGUCCGCUCUCGUGGUAACCCURAAUGGUGGUGAACGAGAACAUUUAGAGCUAUUAGACACAGGGAUCAUGUUUCGACUGUUAGAAGAGAAAUGGAAGGCUUUUGCUAAGAAAAAAUUCUAUGUUCGCCUGAUGUUUGCACUGCUUUAUCUGGUGGCGUUUAGCCUUUCUAUUUAUCUACGACCGAGGGACUUGAAGAUGAAAGUCUUGAAGAAUAAUCUCGAUAGACUUCGUGUGGCUAUGGAGGCUUGUACAGUUGUUGGAGCUUUAGUUUUCAUAUUUUUGGAGGUCAAAUUUGGAAUUAUCCAAGGUUUUGGAACUCAAUUUAGAUCUUUGUGGGAUGCUCCAGGCAAGGCUUUCUUUUUGAUAUCGUGUGUACUGGUGGUUAUAGCWUGUCCUCUUCGAUAUACCGAUCAAGUUGUCAUAGAAACACACCUSAUGAUAUUAGCUGCACCGAUGGCAUGGAGUUAUCUACUGUUUUUCUGUCGGGGUUUCAGUGCUAUUGGUCCGUUUGUUGGGAUGAUAUAUGCGAUGUGUGCUGGAGAUAUGACGCGGUUUUGUAUCAUAUAUUUUAUAUUUUUACUUGGAUGCGUACAAGCAUUCUCUUAUCUAAUGCAACACAUAGAGGGCUACCACAACGAACUAGAGACAUUUUUAACUCUUCUUCAAAUGACGUUUGGUGAUUUCAAUUACUCUGAUUUGGAGAAAUCCCAAUACGCAACUUUAUCGAAGUUUGUAUUUUUCUAUUUCAAUUUACUGGUCACUGUUCUGCUGUUAAACAUGUUGAUCGCCAUGAUGGCCAGUACCUAUCAAAGUAUUGCUGAUCAUUCUGAAAAGGAAUGGCGAAGACAGUGGGCUGAGAUAAUUUUAGUCAUCGAAAAGUCAAUCUCUCCUGAGGACCUGAUGCGUUACCAAGACGACUACUCGGUCAGCAUGACGAACAACGGCUCAAAAGAACGGUCGCGAGGAAUUAUGGUUAUCAAAAGGACAGACAGACGAACUAAAGCUGACACUAGGAAAGCAGCUAUUGAGAACUGGCGGAUCUUGGGGAAGAGUUCUAUAAAAUCCAAGCUACAGCAGCAGGCCUUGUCAUGACAUCAAAGCUCUAAAUGUAAACAAGCCUUGUCAACACUGGGUACCGACGGCUAGCAUUUGAUUGGACGUCUCAUCUCUACGCCAUCAGACAAACGGUUUGAAAUUGAAAUCUGUCAGAAAUGAAACAUCCUGCAAGAUUUAAUACCCUGGGUACCAAAGGAUUGAUUUACUCUCUCUUAUCCUUUAUUUACGAAGCGACGCACCGUAUCUGAGGCGACGGAACGUAAMUAUACUAUAAGAAAGAGUAAAUCCAGCCWUUUGGUACCCAGGGUUUCAAGAUUAGAACAAUCCUUGAGAAAAAAGUGACUAUUUUGUUGGGCAAAAAGACAUUAUUGGAGCGUAAAUUAAGUCUUCAUUGAUACUAAGRCUCUUAUGCUUAUUUACAAAUAAAUCAUUUCGGUCUUGUCGAUAAGAUAAUCAGAAGACGACAUAACUAGUUACAAUCUUGAGAUAGUGGGAGACUGGGUACUAGUUAUMUCAAAAGGAUUUGUGACCAUUCCCUAAAGGUUURAAAUAAUUUGUGCCCAGUCYCCAACGGUUAAAGAAAUUKGUGCCCAGUCUCAAAAGAUAUCUGAUAUAACACGGUAGUGUGGUCUAUAGGACAAAGGAUGUUUUGAUAUGAAACUUUAUUUUUAGAGUUCAGGAGUAAGAAUGAAAUGAUUAUUAAGCAARUCGGGAUCAAAACCGUUUUCACUGAUUUAAAGGAAGGGAAGUCGAAAAAUUGUACUUCGAGAUCAAAGUUAUCUGAUGUUGGAAUAACUGAAAGCAUCGUUUGCUAGAGUACAAAYAUAAAAUAUGUGCAACACUUUACACUAUUUACUACAAAAUAGUGUUAAUUAAACAAUAGAAAACAAAAGAAUUAGCAUAAUUUAGCAGUAYUUAGUGGUAUUYAUGUUGCACAGUUUUAGUGUUUGUACCCUGCUAUAAAGACUGAAUUAGAGUGAUCACACUUCCAACUGUCCAUAAUUUCCGUACCGCAUGCACGAUUUACUAAAUACAACUAAAUAGAACAAUUCAGUUUGUACAGUUGCACGGAUUAAGUGCAAUCACUCUAAUAUAAUUCUUAUAUAAAACGAAAACUAUUUUUGAAAUAAAAAUUUUUAUUCAUCAAA
Molecule: messenger RNA, 2586 nt
Organism: Exaiptasia diaphana
Lineage: Eukaryota; Metazoa; Cnidaria; Anthozoa; Actiniaria; Aiptasiidae
Product: transient receptor potential cation channel subfamily V member 6
Exons: 12
Coding region: 50-1474 (474 amino acids)
Biological process (GO): calcium ion import across plasma membrane
Cellular component (GO): membrane
Molecular function (GO): calcium channel activity; protein binding
Source: RefSeq, a predicted model, not a curated record